AUGGAUAAUUGCAAACCCGUUGAAACCAAGUCGAAACUUGGUGCUCUCGACAGACAAUCGGUUAGUGACAAUUCUCUUUACAUGAGUCUUGCAGGUGCUCUUCAGUACCUCACUUUUACUAGAUCGGACAUUGUUUAUGUGAUUCUGCAAAUAUGCUUAUUUAUGCAUGACCCGAGGGAACUGCAUUUCAACGCUCUCAAGCGUAUUAUUAGAUAUAUCAGAGGCACUAUGGAUCAUGGCCUUCAUUUGUACCGUUCUGCUCCUACGAUACUUGUUUCUUACACUGAUGCCGAUUGGGGUGGUUCCCUGAUACUCGGCGUUCUACUUCUAGAUAUUAUGUUUAUUAGGGUGAUAAUCUGGUCUCUUGGUCUCCAAACAACAGGCUACUUUGUCCCGUUCUAG
Molecule: messenger RNA, 402 nt
Organism: Chenopodium quinoa (quinoa)
Lineage: Eukaryota; Viridiplantae; Streptophyta; Magnoliopsida; Caryophyllales; Amaranthaceae
Exons: 1
Coding region: 1-402 (133 amino acids)
Source: RefSeq, a predicted model, not a curated record